AUUGACAUAAUAUUAAAUGCGUUUCUCGCAAGGAAAUUAGUCAACACCAACCCAGUAUGAUUUCGAAAGUCAACAACUUGUAGUCAGCAUAACAUAGAAUAGGCAGUUACCAUUUAACAUUUCUCAACAAACAUUGACAAAAUGAGUGAAAAGAAAAGCUUUUUUCAAAAGGUUUUUGGGUCGGGACAGAAGGGUGAAAAAGAACCAACGCCCCAAGAAGCUAUUCAGCGUUUGAGAGGAAUUGAAGAAAUGUUAGUUAAAAAAUCUGACUUCCUAGAGAAAAAAGUAGAAUCUGAAUUAGCAAUCGCGAAGAAGAAUGGCACGAAAAACAAAAGAGUUGCACUGCAAGCUCUGAAGCGAAAAAAGCGUUAUGAGAAGCAGCUACAGCAGAUAGACGGUACUCUGUCGACAAUAGAGUUCCAGAGAGAGUGCCUUGAGAAUGCCAGCACAAACACAGAGGUCCUCAAGGCAAUGGGAUCAGCUGCUAAAGCAUUGAAGAAGGCUCACAAUAACAUGGAUGUGGACAAAGUUCAUGACCUGAUGGACGAUGUUGCAGAACAGCAAGAGAUUGCCAAUGAAAUCAGUGACGCCAUAUCAAACCCUGUUGGAUUUGGUACAGACAUGGAUGAGGAUGACCUAAUGGCUGAACUGGAGGAGCUUGAGCAAGAAGAGCUUGAUGAGAAACUACUAGACGUUGGUCCAAUCUCUGACAACCUGCCCUCUGUACCCACUACAGAGCCUGUUGCAGGAAAGAGAGUUCCAGCUGCUGCAAAGGAAGAAGAUGAUGAAUUAAAAGAACUGGAAAUGUGGGCAAGCUAAUCAUCUUGUGAUAGAGACACUUAAUAGAUACUUUGUAUAUAGUCUUAUGGAACAGUGAUACCUUUACAGAAAUUCAGGUCAUUUGAAGUUGUAAAAUUCUUGUUAAGAUCUUCAAAAAUAUGUAAUUAAAAGAUGGGUUUAGUGAAUUUUAGCUAUUUUUACCAUGGUGCAUGGUAUUGUUAAUUUGACACAUUUAAAGAUAAUUCAUUUGUGUAUUAAAAACUUUGAUAGUGAAUCAAUAACUUCUUAUGUUAUUUUAGAAACAGAAAGCAAAAACUAAAUUGUUUGAUGCAAAACUUGUAUGACUUGUUUUUUUAAUAACGUUAAUUGAAUAAAGACUUAUGCUUACACACAUGUUUUUGUGUAAUUAUUUCUUGUAAUGCUCAUGUUAAUAACAAAUGUGUAGUGGAUUUUAUUCUACUUAUUUUUUCAUCAUUCAAUUUACAUUUCAGACUGUUUAUUAUCCCCCGCCAUAGGCGGAGGGAUAUUGUUUUGGCGUUGUCCGUCCGGAGCCAUAUCUUGGAAGUGCUUUGGCGGAAUUCAUUGAAACUUGGUAUGAGUGUAUAUAUGGAUAAAAGGAUGAUGCACGCCAAAUGGCAUAGUACACCAUCUGUUAAUAACAGAGUUAUGGCCCUUUGUAUCUUGAAAAAAUGCUUUUUUUGUGUGUCCGGAGCCAUAUCUUGGAAGUGCUUUGGCUGAUUUCAUUGAAACUUGGUAUGAGUAUAUAUAUGGAUAAGAGGAUGAUGCACGCCAAAUGGCAUUGUACACCAUCUGUUCAUAACGUAGUUAGGCUUUUUGUAUCUUGAAAAAAUGCUUUUUUGAGUGUCAAAUACAACACUUUUGUGUCCAGAAGCAUAUUGGCGGGGUAUAUCAAUUCAACGAAUUUGCUUGUUAUUUUCUGUACUGAACAUUAUAAGGGUGUUGUUUUCAAUUACUGUAUGUGCAUACAUCAGAAUGCUAAUUGUAGUAUGUUUUUGUUUUAUUUAUAUAUAAUUUAAUGUAAAAUAAAAUAACAGUGUAAAAUUUUGUUGUUUAUUUUAUAGCACAUGUUACUUGAAAACUUAUCUUUGAUUGAUACCUAGGGUUCAGGUCUGCAUGGUAAUUGUAUGGAUUUUAAAUACAUGUAUCAAUUUUUCUCAGUAGGUCCUUAAUAAUUGUACACAAAGUCAAAUGAAUAUGUAAUUUACAGGGGAUAUAAUAUGACUGUGGUGUACCGUGAUUUGUAUCACAGAAAGCUUGUGUCUUGUUCUGUGAAAACCAUGUUAAAAAUAUUUUUAUAAAGAGUCUUUCUAGAUUAGUCUGUGCAGUUGUGAUACAGGCUUAUCAGAGAUGACACUAAGCGCUUUCAUGCAGUGAUUUGUUUUAAGGUAGUUUCUUCUUGAUGAAAAUCUAGGAAAAAAGUGUCAUCAGUGAUUAGCUUGUGUGGACUACAUGUUAAAAUAAUGAUUAUAACAGUUAAUAAUUGUAAUCAAAGGCAUUUAGUUUAAACUUUCAUUCUGACUUGUUAUGUUCAAACUUUAAUGGCAUUACAUGUGUGCUUUAACAUAUAUAAUACUAUGUGAUUGGAAAAGUUUUUUUUACACAUAUAUUAUUGUAAAUUUGUGCUUGUGAUCAUUUUCUUGUAGCAUAUUUGUGAUUUGAUUGGUCAUAUUUACUCUAUCAAUUACAAAUAUUUCUUGGGGUGAGGGGUGGUAAAUGUUCAUAUUGAAAUUACAAAAUGUGCGUAAGUUUGAGGCUUUUUGUAGAAUUGUUUGCAUUUUAUCUUAAUGUGGCAUUUAUUUGUUGUUAUUGUAGCCAUUAAAAGACAGGAUAAUUCUCUUUAAUUGCCUUAAUUCACCUUAAAUCAAAGCAUCAUUCCCUCGAUCCUCCCCCUAAAUAUUGUGUGAUUGCAUUAUUUAUUAUUCCAUGGAAUGAUCAUUACAAUUAACAUGUUCUCUGAUUUUGUCAUUUGUUAAAUUAUCUGAAAUUGCACUUUGUUGAAGCUUUCUUCUGUGGCAUUUUUCCCCAAUUUUGGCGCCUUUUUUGUCAAUGAAAUAGUGUAGCAGGUGAAAGCUUAUGUAUUUACUAAUAGAGGAAAUGUCCAUGUGUCAUUUGAGGAUUUUGAACGGCAAGUUAAGUUUAACAAAGACCAUGUCUGAAAUUUCAAAGGAAGAAUGCAUAUGCGUUUGAAACAACAAUAAAUAUUGUACACCAGACAAA
Dreissena polymorpha is the source of this 3018-nucleotide messenger RNA. Its product is annotated as charged multivesicular body protein 4b-like. NCBI's taxonomy places the organism in Eukaryota, Metazoa, Mollusca, Bivalvia, Myida, Dreissenidae. Gene Ontology annotation, biological process: late endosome to vacuole transport via multivesicular body sorting pathway; vesicle budding from membrane. Gene Ontology annotation, cellular component: cytoplasmic side of plasma membrane; ESCRT III complex; multivesicular body. The transcript is spliced from 5 exons. The coding region runs from base 142 to 819 and encodes 225 amino acids. The record is from RefSeq and is a predicted model, not a curated record.